AUGUUCUCGGCCAAGGCGCCCGAGGUGAAGAGGGGCGGGUCGAAGCUGUUUGAGUCGGCGGAUCAUGCGGUCGCCGACAUCAAGAGCGGGUCGACAAUUCUCAGCUCUGGUUUCGGCCUUUGUGGUGUUGCCGAAACACUCAUCACUGCCCUCCACCGCCGCGGCCCCGAAUCCCUGCACUCCCUCACGGCCGUCUCCAACAAUGCCGGCCAGGAAGGCAAGGGCGGCCUUUCGGUUCUCACCAAGGCGGGCCAAGUUAGCAGGCUGAUUCUGUCCUUCCUCGGCAACAACAAGGCUUUGGAGAAGAAAUAUUUGACGGGUGAAAUCGGCAUCGAGCUGUGCCCGCAAGGCACCCUCGCCGAGAGGAUACGCGCGGGCGGCGCCGGUAUCCCCGCCUUCUACACCCCAACGGGCGCUCACUCCCUGCUGCAGACGGGCGACAUUCCUGUGCGGCUCGAUGCCUCGGGCAAAGUACUCGAGCGAGGCAACGCUCGCGAGAGCCGAGAGUUUGGCGGCAAGACCUAUCUCAUGGAGAAGGCGCUCACGGGCGAUGUGGCUAUCCUGCGCGCCUGGAAGGUCGACGAGGCCGGCAACUGCGUCUUCCGGUACACGACCAAGGCCUUCGGUCCCAUCAUGGCCAAAGCCGCCACCCUGACCAUCGUCGAGGCCGAGAACAUUGUGCCUGCUGGCGCCAUUGAUCCCAACGACGUCGAUCUCCCCGGCAUCUAUGUCGAUCGCAUUGUGCCGGCGACGGCCGAGAAGAAUAUUGAGAUCCUCAAGACACAAGAGUCCCUCGCAUCGCCCCCCGGUUCGCCAUCCUCAACCUCCUCCUCAGCGAGCGCUGCCCAGACGCGCCGUGACCGCAUCGCUAAGCGCGCGGCGAAAGAGCUCAAGGAGGGCUUUUAUGUCAAUCUUGGCGUCGGUUUGCCAACGCUGGCGCCAUCUUUCCUUCCCAAGGGCGCCAAUGUCUGGCUGCAGUCGGAGAACGGUAUCCUUGGCAUGGGCCCUUACCCUGCUACGGCAGCCGACGCCGACGCCGAUAUCGUCAACGCUGGCAAGGAGACUGUCACGCUCGUUCCCGGUGCCGCAACGUUCGACAGCGCCGAGUCCUUCGGCAUGAUCCGCGGCGGGCAUGUCGAUGUGUCGAUCCUCGGCGCACUGCAGGUCAGCGCCUCGGGCGACCUGGCCAACUACAUGAUUCCAGGCAAGGUCAUGAAGGGCAUGGGUGGUGCGAUGGAUCUGGUCUCCAAUCCUGAAGGCACCAAGAUUGUCGUCGCCACCGAGCACGUGGCCAAGGAUGGAAGCGCCAAGGUGGUUCAGAGCUGCAGCUUGCCGCUGACGGGUGCUAACGUUGUGAGCACCAUCAUCACAGACCUUUGCGUGUUUGAAGUGGACCGGGAGGCCGGCAAAUUGACGUUGACGGAGAUUGCGCCGGGCGUUGAGCUUGAAGAGGUUCAGGCCAAGACUGACGCACAGUUCACCGUGGCCAAGGAUCUGAAGGUUAUGGAGUAA
Molecule: messenger RNA, 1512 nt
Organism: Verticillium dahliae VdLs.17
Lineage: Eukaryota; Fungi; Ascomycota; Sordariomycetes; Glomerellales; Plectosphaerellaceae
Product: succinyl-CoA:3-ketoacid-coenzyme A transferase subunit B
Exons: 3
Coding region: 1-1512 (503 amino acids)
Biological process (GO): ketone body catabolic process
Molecular function (GO): succinyl-CoA:3-oxo-acid CoA-transferase activity
Source: RefSeq, a predicted model, not a curated record